This is a messenger RNA of Harmonia axyridis, 3039 nucleotides long. Its product is annotated as solute carrier family 35 member E2A-like. NCBI's taxonomy places the organism in Eukaryota, Metazoa, Arthropoda, Insecta, Coleoptera, Coccinellidae. Gene Ontology annotation, cellular component: Golgi apparatus. Gene Ontology annotation, molecular function: antiporter activity. The record is from RefSeq and is a predicted model, not a curated record. The transcript has 6 exons. Bases 424 to 1458 code for a protein of 344 amino acids.
AUACGAAAAUAUAUUUUCAAAUUGAGGUUAAAAAAGGGAUACAAAUCAAAUGCAUAGAAUGAACUAUCAGAGAAAAAAUUAGGAAAUAAGUUUAUUGCAUGGUUUGGUUCAUUUGGUACAUCAAAAAAAGUGAAGAUUUUCGAGAGUUCUUCAUUAUCCAUUAUAUCCGUUCAAUUUUAUGUAUGUUUCAUCAUAAAGAUUUAGAAAAAAUUCUCAUGAAUAUUUAACUCUAUGAUGGUAAAUCACCUGUCAAUGUUUUGUUUUCAUCAUCACAUCAAACACUUAUGAAGUAUUUCUUGCAAAUUGUUUAAAUUUUUGAACCAUUUCAUUAAAUAGCCAAAUAUUUUUUCUUUACUAUUGAAUAAAUUCAUCACCACAAGCUCCAAUGUUAUUAUAUUCAAAACAAAAUCCCCAAAUCAAAUAAUGGAGAAAAUUGAAAAAACCAUUGUCAAAAACAACCAUAUAAAAAUAAUUGAAAAUUGCUCAGAGCUGGUGGAACAUAAUAAAAAUGGACUCUCUAGCUUGAGAGCUAUCACUUUCCUCCUACUAUGGUAUUUUUUUAGUGGGUGUACACUAUUUUUGAAUAAAUAUAUAUUAACAUAUUUGAAUGGAAACCCCACAGUCUUGGCUGGUUGUCAAAUGUUAAUAACUGCAUCAUGUGGAUUUCUACAGCUAUAUUUUCCUUGUGGAAUGUACAAACCUAAUCAGAGAUUACAUAAACCUCCCGGAUUUUAUAGGCAUAUGGUGCUAGUGGGUUGCACAAGGUUUUUAACUGUGGUCUUAGGUCUUGUAGCAUUGAAUUAUGUAGCUGUAAGUUUCACUGAGACAAUCAAGAGUUCAGCACCCAUGUUCACAGUAUUAAUUUCCAGAUUCAUACUUGGAGAACAAACUGGUUUAUAUGUUAAUCUGAGUUUAUUGCCUGUAAUGUCGGGACUUGCAUUAUGCUCUAUUAAUGAAGUUAGUUUUGAGAUUAGAGGAUUUAUUGCGGCAAUGGCAACCAAUUUAACAGAAUGUUUACAAAAUGUUUAUUCUAAGAUGUUAAUAUCAGGAGAUAAAUUCAAAUAUACACCUGCUGAAUUACAGUUUUAUACCAGUCUUGCCAGUAUCAUUGUACAAAUACCUGCAUCAUUACUCCUAGUAGAUCUUCACAAUACUGAAGAUGUGACAUUUAGUACUACUUUCUACUAUGUAUUAAAUGGAGUUUUCUUCCAUUUUCAAAGCAUCACAGCCUAUGUUUUGAUGGACUAUAUAAGCCCAGUGACUCAUAGUGUUGCUAAUACUGCAAAAAGAGCAUUUCUGAUAUGGUUAUCAGUUUUAAUGUUUGGAAAUCCAGUAACAAUGCUCAGUGGCUUAGGUACAAUUAUAGUUAUAACUGGAGUUUUCAUGUAUAUAAAAGCACAACAAUACGAUGAUAAUAAGACAUCUAUUUUAUUACAAAGGAAAGUCAGGGCAAUAUAGUAUUAACGUUUCACUUUCAAAAUAAUAAAUGUGAUACACAAUCUUGUCAAUUCUACAGAAUCUGUUGUUUUACUUCAAAGAAGUUUUAUUGAAAAAUUUUCCUUUUAUUAUUAUUCUUAUUAUUAAUGGCAGUGUACAUAACUUUCAUACCUGAAUUUGAAUUUUUCAAAUGUUAGCAAGAGAAAUUCAUGAAAGAAAACAAAAGUCUCAUCUUAAAAAAAUAUUUCAUUGACAAAUUGUAUUGAAUUAAAAGUGUAAUGAAUUUUUGCAGGAUUAAUUGAAUCUUAAAUUCUUAAAAAAUGAUUAAAUCACUCUGCCAAUUCAUACAUACAGUUAUGUAAUUAUUUUACUUUUUGUAAUAAAUAUUUUAGUGCUCAUCUUGAGUAUACAUAUAUUAAUUUAUAAUAUAGUUUUAUAAACUAAUCUUGGAAUUUAAAAUAGUUCUAAACAAUUCAAUGUGUUCUUAGAAUUCAGAUUAUAGCGAAAGAAUUCUCUGAAAAUAGGAAAGGAAAGUAAACAUAAUUUUUAGGGUUUUCACUGCAUAUAUAUUCAGUUAUGUUAUUUAAGAUGAGUAACUGAAAUUAUAUAACAUGGUAAUGAUCAUUUUUUCUGCAUAGUGUGUUUUAUGUGGAGAACAUUUCAUUGUUAUAUCAAUACUGAUUGUUGAAUCACCUGAAAAUUAAUAUUCAGUUUUGAAAGUCCCAAGUAUACUGAUCCUCUGACAUUAUUUCAUGAGAUGAUCGUGAAACAAAUGAAUCUCGUUUUUAUUUAUACAAUUUUUAUAGUAAUUUUAUAUAUUUUGACUGUAUUUGAAUCUGUAGCUUUGCAUAAUUCAAUUUAUUUAAGGUGCCAAUAGAUAUGUUAUUAAGAAGUCAUUUGAAUUUGAUUAUUCAGCUUUCAGAUCUAAAAAUAUUCCAUGAAUAUGGUAUUUUGGAGAACCAUACUAAAAUGAAUUUCAUGAUAAUCUUAUUAGAAGAUAUCAUUCAAUUUCAAAAAAUUCCAAAAUAUUGAUGGACUUGAAAGCAUGAUUUUCAAUUAUGUCAUCACUAAUUUCACUAUUUUGAUUCAGUAGUUUUAACAUUCUAAACUGCCCAACAUUCCACAUACCAAUUUACAUAUCAUUCGACCAUAUACGAUAUUUCUAUUUAGUACAUACAAAAUCUUCACUUUUAGGAAAACUAAAGGUACUAAUCUGGUGAAUAAUUACUAAAAAUAUAUAUCAAAGUUUUUUUUUAAACAAUUAAUCACAGCAAUAUCAAAUAAAAUUUUUUAUUCAGAACAAUCACUUCAUUCUCAAAGGUAUUUCACAGUCUGUUCUAAACUUUCUAUGGAAUAGUGGUCAUUUACUUAUAGCAGAACUUGACUUGAAAAAUUAUUUACAUUAUGUGAUUUCUAUAAUAACAUAAGAUGUACUUACUAGUUUCUAUAAGCAAAUUGAAUUCCAAACGAAUACAUUGGUAAUGAAUUUAAUUGUGUAAAUAUUCCCGUUAUGUAUAUAAUUGAAUUGUUGUUCUUUCGUUUUAUAUGGAUUACGACCAAUCAGUGUGGCAUUUGUUAUAAAUAAUUAGAUGUUUAAAAGAC